GGGCACCUUUAGUUGGGGUAGAUGGAAGGUUACUUGCAGUUAGGCCUAUCUUCCACCAGAGGUAAAAAGGAUGCCAUUUCCCAGUCUCAUCAGUUGCCAUCUCACUCUCCCUAGAUAUCGAUAUAUCGCCCUCGACCAACCACCCCCAAAAUGAGGCUCACCCCCUUCCUCCUUCCCCUCCCCGGAGUCGUAUCGUGGGGCCUUCUCGGCCAUCAAACCGUCGCCCUAGUUGCCCAAUCCUACCUUCUCCAGAAAACCGUGAUCGAGGUGCAAAGCUUACUGGAAGAUAGCUCGCUAACUUACAUGGCAAACGUAGCGAUCUGGGCAGACUCGUACCGAAACGAGCCCGGUGGAGGGUUCACUUUCGGCUACCACUUCGUGAAUGGGCAGGAUGGUCCCCCGCCAGAUUCCUGCAAGAUUGAGUAUCCAAAGGAUUGCCCACCUGAGGGGUGCAUUGUCAGUGCUAUUGCGAAUUAUGUGAGUGGGUCCUGAUAAAGGCGAGGAGAGGGAUAGGGCUGAUAGUGAUGGGUGUAGACGGAGAGACUGAUGGACAAGAAACUGGAGAGGGAGAGCAGAGCUGAGGCAUUGAGGUUUUUAAUUCACGUGAGAUCAAUUAAGGCCCUAUAUAUGGGUAUCAAGGCUAAUCGCUAUAUAGUUCAUCGGUGAUAUCACCCAACCAUGUAAUCUAUCCCUUGCCCCUAUCGUACAUACCCCAAUGUCACAACGGCUAACAAAAAAAGUGCACACAGAAGCCUUCGGUGCUGGCGCGAACAGUAUCUUGGUGUACUUCGCCGGAAAGCCGACAAAUCUCCAUGCAGCCUGGGAUACGUCCAUCCCCAACAAAAUCAUCAAUACUACAUCUCCCACAACCCUCGAAUCCCUCGGUUGGGCAAAUGCCAUUUCCUCACUAAUAAACGUAGGCCCCUACAAGCGACAGCUAGGCAGUUGGGUGUGCAGCCUGGAUACGGAGGGGGAUAGCCCGGAGAAGUGUGCUGCUGACUGGGCUGUGGACUCCAACGAGCUUGUUUGCGAGUAUGCUAUUGAUGUUUCCCCUGAGGAGCUUAAUGGGACUGAGAUUUCCGGGGAGUAUUACGAUGGGGCAGUACCCAUUGUUGUUGAGCAGAUCGCUAAAGGGGGGGUUAGGUUGGCGGGUUGGUUGAACUUGAUAUUUGAAGGCAAGACGGGGUUUUAA
Tuber aestivum (summer truffle) is the source of this 1192-nucleotide messenger RNA. The record is from the annotation of a GenBank genome assembly. NCBI's taxonomy places the organism in Eukaryota, Fungi, Ascomycota, Pezizomycetes, Pezizales, Tuberaceae.